CAUGCGUAGUGGGCGGAGCCUGCGGAAGUCCUGACGGAGAGGUCUUUUUGUUUGGGCCUGCCGCGAGAGUCGACAUUAGUUUGAUUCCCCUGGUUAACAACCGUUUUUUAUCUGCAAUACUUUCGGGUGUCUUUUAUGAGUAAUCUAAAGCAGCCAAAGCCGACGCUAACAGGCCAGCGGUUCAAAACGAGGAAAAGAGAUGAAAAGGAGAGAUUUGACCCUACUCAGUUUCAAGAAAGUAUCGUACAAGGCUUGAAUCAAACUGGCUCUGAUUUGGAAGCUGUCGCAAAAUUCCUGGAUGCCUCUGGCGCCAAGCUUGACUAUCGCCGAUAUGCAGAGACGCUCUUUGACAUCCUGGUGGCCGGCGGCAUGCUGGCCCCAGGAGGGACUCUGUCUGACGACAUGACCCGCACUGAGUUCUGCCUGUUUACGGCACAAGAAGACCUGGAGACCAUGCAGGCAUAUGCUCAGGUUUUUAACAAGCUGAUCCGGCGUUACAAGUACCUGGAGAAGGGUUUCGAAGAAGAGAUCAAGAAGUUGCUGCUGUUUCUAAAAGGGUUCACUGAGUCUGAGCGCAACAAACUGGCCAUGCUGACCGGCAUCCUGCUGGCCAACGGAAACAUAUCAGCCUCCAUCCUUAACAGCCUCUACAACGAGAACCUCGUCAAAGAAGGAGUAUCUGCAGCCUUCGCCGUCAAGCUGUUCAAGUCAUGGAUCAACGAGAAGGACAUCAACUCUGUGGCCGGCUCUCUCCGCAAAGUGGGCAUGGAUAACAGGCUGAUGGAACUCUUUCCUGCCAACAAACGGAGCUGCGAGCAUUUUUCUAAGUACUUCACCGACGCUGGGCUGAAGGAACUUUCCGACUUCGCCCGCAACCAGCAAUCCAUCGGUGCCCGCAAGGAGCUGCAGAAGGAGCUCCAGGAGCAGAUGGAACGUGGAGACCCUCAGAAGGAGAUUAUCGUCUUCACCAGAGAGGAGAUGAAAAAGGGCAACAUGUCGGAGCAGGCCAUGAUCAACAUCAUCUGGACCAGCGUGAUGAGCUGCGUGGAGUGGAACAAGAAGGAGGAGCUGGUGACCGAACAAGCCAUCAAACACUUGAAGCAAUACAGCCUGCUGCUGAAAGCCUUCACCUCCCAGGGUCUGUCUGAGCUCAGCCUGCUGCUGAAGAUCCAGGAGUACUGCUACGACAACAUCCACUUCAUGAAGGCCUUCCAGAAGAUCGUCGUGCUCCUCUACAAAGCCGAUGUGUUGAGUGAAGAGGCCAUACUGAAGUGGUACAACGAGGCCCACGUUGCCAAGGGGAAGAGCGUCUUCCUCGAGCAGAUGAAAAAAUUUGUUGAGUGGCUGAAAAAUGCAGAGGAAGAGUCUGAAUCGGAAGAAGAGGAGACGGACUAAAGCCUCCACCGCCAGAUGAGCUUCUUUUUGUAACCUUUUUUUUAAUAAAAGUAGCAGCAGGAGCAGUAGACUGUCUUUCUCCUCCUCUCUUCUACCUCCUGUUACUGUUUUAAACCUAAGACACACGCACACCCUUCCACCUCUAAAGAUUAUUUAAACCUGAUAAAGUGCUCUGUCCUUUGAACCUGCUGCGGCUCACAGUGGAAGCGGGAAAGCGAUGAAUAUUUCCCAGAUGUUUGGUUUCUACUAUCGUACUUCCUUGCUCAAUUUGGAUACAAAGCAUUCCAUGUGGUCGCUCGGCGCCGCUCGUAUGAAUCAGGAAAACACGAUGUAUCGAUAUUCAACGCGGACAUGAAACUCAUUUUGCCAACGUUUUUAUUUUUAUACCCCCCUCUCUGAUUUUAUUUCCUUGCCCCGAUCACGUUUCGGCUCCUCUCUCGACUUUUUGGGAAACCCUGUACCGCGUGUUCAUACGCCCCGCCGGCCAACUCAUGACUAUUGGUUUCUACUUUCUUUAAUCUGAUAAACCGAUUGACUUUUUUAUGAAAAUAAAGAUUAUUGAAAUGGUU
This is a messenger RNA of Eleginops maclovinus (Patagonian blennie), 1964 nucleotides long. It is a transcript of the gene bzw1a, whose product is annotated as basic leucine zipper and W2 domains 1a. Gene Ontology annotation, cellular component: cytoplasm; membrane. The record is from RefSeq and is a predicted model, not a curated record. Gene Ontology annotation, molecular function: protein binding. NCBI's taxonomy places the organism in Eukaryota, Metazoa, Chordata, Actinopteri, Perciformes, Eleginopidae. The transcript has 12 exons. Bases 136 to 1395 code for a protein of 419 amino acids.